This is a messenger RNA of Salvia miltiorrhiza (redroot sage), 1794 nucleotides long. RefSeq lists its product as uncharacterized. The coding region runs from base 49 to 1206 and encodes 385 amino acids. Lineage: Eukaryota; Viridiplantae; Streptophyta; Magnoliopsida; Lamiales; Lamiaceae. The record is from RefSeq and is a predicted model, not a curated record. Gene Ontology annotation, molecular function: ATP binding; metalloendopeptidase activity; ATP-dependent peptidase activity. The transcript is spliced from 7 exons. Gene Ontology annotation, biological process: proteolysis.
AAUCCAUGGUUAAACUUAAAACACUCAACCAAACAGCUCAACUCUCCAAUGGCGAAAUCGGCACCGGUUCUUCUGCUCUCCGUGGCACCCCCACCGUCGCUAUGCCGACCGUCUCCAUUUAUUUUAUCCACACGAUUUCGGCGAAGAAGAAUCCACGGACGCCGCGCUAGAAUUAGAGCGGUCAGGGAGUGGCAGGACUACGAAGAAGCGGUGAAGAAGAAGGACCUCGCAGGAGCGCUUCGCUUCCUCAAACUCAAAGACGAACUUCGCACCUCUUCAAUUGAGUCGACUGGUCAGCUGAAUGAUGAGUUACGCAUGUUCGCAGUUGAGCGGGAUUUUCAGGUGCUAAACACGUGCUUGAACGCCGAUGAUAUGCGGCUUGUCGGUAGCGCCUACGCCCUUCUCAAAGAUCGAGGGCUGUUGCCCAAUUUCGGGAAAUAUAGGAACAUCGUUUUAGGAGAAUCCAGAGAAGUUACACCAUCGCUAUUGAAGUCUUCUACUGGCUUAGAAGUGUCAAAGCUCUCUCCCAAAAAGUGGGGAGUUUCUGGAAGCUCUAGUGUUGUUUUAAUAGCUGUACUUGCUGGAACAUCUAUACUAAUAAAUCAAGGAAUAGACAUCAGACCGAACCUUGUAGCAAUUUUAGCGUUGUCGAUGCUAGAUGCUAUUCUUCUUGGUGGCGCAUGCUUAGCUCAGAUCUCUAGUUAUUGGCCUCCACAUAGGCGCCGUAUCUUAGUGCACGAAGCUGGUCAUCUUCUCGUGGCAUACCUAAUGGGCUGUCCAAUUCGUGGUGUUAUUUUAGACCCUAUUAGAGCAAUGCAAAUGGGCAUUCAAGGGCAGGCAGGAACACAGUUUUGGGAUGAAAAACUUCAAAAUGAGCUUGCUGAGGGCCGUCUUAGUGGGUCCGCCUUUGACAGGUACUGCAUGGUGCUUUUUGCUGGGAUUGCAGCAGAAGCUCUCAUAUAUGGAGAGGCUGAGGGUGGAGAAAAUGAUGAGAACCUCUUCAGGAGUAUCUGUGGGCUUCUAGAACCCCCACUCACCAUCACACAGAUGUCAAAUCAAGCCCGUUGGUCUGUGCUGCAAUCUUACAAUCUGCUCAAGUUGCAUAAACCUGCCCAUAGAGCAGCUUUCAUAGCUUUGGAAAGUGGAGGCGAACUGAGUCUAGUUAUAAGGAGAAUUGAAGAGGCCAUUGCCAUGUCUUCCAAUUAGAUGAAAUCCAUGCGAGUAUGAGUAGAGUUAAUGAUAUGAAAAUUUCUCUGGCUUGUGCUGUUGGCCUCUUGAAGUGAAACCUGGUGGAAGAAAAUGGAGUAAAAGCACAAUCUGUUUACGUCCCACUAAAACUAGAAUCGGUUCCAUACUUCCAUGUGCUCUUAGUCAUUCCGUAUUGACAUCACACACCAUGGCAGCGGAUGGAUUUAGUGUGGGAUCUUCAACAAGUCAACUGCUUGGGGGGCUUCGAGAGCUUACCUUCGGACUCCAAGCAUUUCACUGCUGAAGAUUCUUUCAGUUGGGAGAGGCGCAAUGCUGUAAAUAGGCAGAGUGAUGAAUACAGGGUAUUUCGGUUUAAGGUAAAAGAGAUCGGUGCAGCAAACAAUUGUUUGCUUUGCCUCAAUUUUUUAUGCUGUUUUUGCAAUAGGAGAAAGAUAGGCAUUUUUGGUAUGUUGGUCUCAAUGUCUACCACUGUUUGGUAUUUGGAAUCUGUUUCACAUGUCUUGAAUUAUUAAUUCUUUCUAGUUAUUGUUUAUUAGCACUAGUUUAUUGAACAAAUUAAAUUGUUGGUGAUAUUGCAUUCAGAAA